GCUCAAGAGAAGGGGGUGCGACUUCCCAUUCCGCGACCCUUUGCCUGUGCUGAUCUAUCGCUUGCCCAUCACUAGCAUGGCGUCCACCUCCUAUGGCCCUCGCGCUUCCCUGCCGCCUCUCCAGCCAAACCCAAUGGCUGAUGUAUCGCUCUUCAGACGCGGCAGACGGGUGCUGAUGAGCCUCGCGCUGCUCGCAUGGGCGGCGUUCAUCUUCGGCAGCCACUUCAUCGUGUGGGUCUUUCCUCUCGCCUUGAUCAUGAUUUUCUUCUGGGAUAAGCCCUUCCACAAACUGAUCAUCAAGGUUGGCACCACGUGGUCUCGCUCGCUGACGCACUUCGGCUUCCUGAGGAUAUACGCGACCAUCGACCCGGCAGUGUACGCGGCGGUGCGCAAGGCCAAGGUGAGGAUAGUGGUGUCGAACCAUCGGGCGGAGCUGGACCUGGUGAGCCUCCCGGCGCUUAUCGGCGUUCUGGACCCCGCUCGGUGCGGGGAGCAGUUCGCCAUAGCCAACAACGUUCUUGUCGAAAGGGUGAGCUGCUGCACACGACCAUUCAUCGACAGGCAGACGUCACGCCGAUCCCUCUUUUCCUGUGUGUGUAUGUGUGUGUGUGUGUGUGUGUGCUGACAUCAGGUGCCUGUAGUGGGUUGGUCGUUUCACUUUGGCGGCAUGCUGUCCAUCUUUUACAACCAGAAGGAGCGCAACGCACGGACACUAGACAAGGUCAGGACAGAGAGACAGACAGACAGACAGACAGACAAGCAGCACACAUGAGGCAACUCACACACCCCUCCCUCCUCUCUCUCUCUCUCUCUCUCUCUCUGUGUGUGUGUGUGUGUGUCAGGUGGUCGAUUUGCUGACCAACGGCCCUAAGUCGUGGUUUUUUUUCUUCCCAGAGGGCAACACCUGGUCGAGCAACAAAGCGAAGAGGGGCCAGCAGCUUUUCGAGGAGCAGAUAGCCAUCGACCAGACUGAAAGCAGCCCGGCGACCGCUGCCAGUGCCGACACGACGACCGACAGUGGCGAGGCGAGCGCACGUGACGGGGGUGGCGAUGGGGAUGGUGAGAAUGUGCCCAAUUUGCUGCCGUUGUAUUGGGGCUGCUAUGACCGGCUGCGCGGGAGCCUGCCUGUGUCAGAUGAUGUCUGCUGGUGGGCGAGAGGGUCAUGGAAGGGAUGGGAACCGCCACACAUGGCAUUCACUGCUGGUUCGGUUCCUUUCUCCCUCCGUCUGUGUGUCACUCAGGUUGGACGUGACGAGCGCCACGCCCGAUGUGCCGAACCGUCUGACCUACAACUGGCGGCCACCGUACACGCUGCUGGGCCAUCCAGCCUACCCUGACUACCUCAUCAUGAAUGUCAGGUGCGUCCGCGCGCUCACACAGACGGAUGCAUUUAUUCCCCUUAAUUAAUUGUGUCGGUUCAAUCGUACAGGUUGAUGAGUGCGUCUGAUGUGUCUAGCCACGAGUCUCUGCAGCGUGUGUGGGCGCGCAAGAGCCGGUAUCUCGAUCAGCUGGCCGCUGGUGUGUUCCACCAGCCCAACGAGGACAGCUAUGACCACAAGUGGAUCCGACUCAGAGCCAGGUGCGUCCCGUCCGCAAACCAAACCAGGACACGCCAUCCUCUGACUGAUCCAUUCAUUCACUGUGUGUGUCAACUCUGUCGUGUGUUGUGUGCAGUUUCUGGAGCUGGUGGACGGUGUGGGGUCUGUUGAUCCCGUCCCUCUUGCUGCUGUCGUUUGUGCUGUGGCCGGUGCAGACGCUGCUCUACUCGUGUGCCAUGAACGCCCUCCUGCUGACGUGUGCGUGGCAGUACAUCCCCUUCUACACGCCCCCGCAGCCAGAGGACGGCAUGGUGGGGUCGGCCAACUCGUCCCCCAAGCUCCUCAAGCACGUGUCGUCGGCCAUGUCCGACGCGUCCACCGGCGGCUGAAUGAAUCAUAGAGACAGCUGGAGGGACGUGUUUGUCGAUAUCCGUAAGUCAGUCAGUGUGUUAGCAAGCAAUGCUGGCCGGCUGGCUGUCGUGUGUCGGCUGGCCUUGCCCACCUUGAUGUGUGCGUGUGCGUACCUGCGUGCAGUUUUUGUUGUGUGUUUCCCUCCUCCUUCCAGUAACCGUUACCCCAAUUUUUCCCUGCCUGCUUGGUCGGUUGUCUUUUUCCUGUGGUCAGUCAGUCAGUCGCGUGUGUAUGAUCGAUGAAUGCAUGUAAUUGAGAUAUAUAGUGAUCAAGCGUGUUAGGUAGGACGUCCGGUCAGUUCGGUGUGUGUGUCUAGGAGUGAGUGAUGGGGCUAUUUCGGUGGAGUUGAGGGAGGUUGUUUGUAUUGUGUGCGUAGCCUCUAAUUGACCGAACUGACCCUGCGUGUUGUGGGUUGAUAUCAAUCUCGCACGAAAGUCGUG
Vitrella brassicaformis is the source of this 2389-nucleotide messenger RNA. NCBI's taxonomy places the organism in Eukaryota, Vitrellaceae. The record is from the annotation of a GenBank genome assembly.